AUGAGCACGACUUCUGACGACACGAUUGCCGGAUUCAUCCGUGCUCCGAUCAACGGCGACCUAGCGCAGCCGGACUGCGUGGAGCAUUGCAACAGGUUCAAGUAUUGGCUCCAAGACAAGAACGUCGGCAUAGGAUCGCUAAACAAUAUUGUCGAGGCGAUUGCCGAGAAGACGGAAACUUGGAUCCCUGGAAUCUACAGCGCUGACGCCUUCCCUGAGGAGGUGUAA
Molecule: messenger RNA, 228 nt
Organism: Ectocarpus siliculosus
Lineage: Eukaryota; Phaeophyceae; Ectocarpales; Ectocarpaceae
Source: the annotation of a GenBank genome assembly